AUGGCAUCAAAAUACUUAUAAAAAUAUCCAGUACCUGAAGGUUUUCAUUAAAUAUUACAUGAUUUUACAAGAGAAGUAAAUAGAUUAGUGAAUAAAAAGGUAUUGAGAGAUUAGCCAGAUGAUAUAAUAAAAUAUGGAGCAGAUUACUUUGAAAGUAUGGCAUAAGGAAAGGAAUUUAAAUUUGAAAGCAAAUACAAUAUUGCUAAGGGAGAGGCUCCAGGUAGAGUACAAUUAGUGUUUAAAUUGAUAAUUAGAAUUAUAAAAUAAAUUUAAUAUUGUAAUAUGUACACAUGCCACCUAAACCUUCAGAUAUGACUGAAAAAGCAAAAAUAGUAGUAGAGAAAUCAAACAACAGACCUGAUAGCCAAUAAGUAAAAAGAGUGGGAUCUGGUAAUCCAAACAAUAUUUCUCAUGCCAGUUCUUAAGGAAGUUAUCCUGAUGAGAAAAAUGCUGCAAAAGAAUAUGUGAAUGAUCUUUUUGAAAAGAUCACAAAAGAUAUUGAUAAUUAUGAGAAUCCAAAAAUAGAUCAUGAUGACUAAAUUGAUUAAGAUGAUAAAAAUGAUAAAAAAUGAAGAAUUGCCAAAGUUGACUAGUUUUGUAAUGAUAUAGUAUUAAAAUAUUUAGGAUGAUAAAGAUGUGCAAAAUAUUAUUAAGAUUUAGGCUGCAGCUAAAGGAAAAAUAGCUCGAAGUUAAGUAAAUAAGAAUCAAAAAAAACAGUCUAAAGACGAUUUUAAUAAAAUAGAAUAGAAUUAGAAUUAAAAUAAGGAUGAAAAAUAAUAAAUUGAAUAAUAAUAAAUUGUUAAAAUUUAAUAUGAAGAAGAUUAAUAAUUUGGUUAGGAAGAAGAAUGA
Molecule: messenger RNA, 849 nt
Organism: Paramecium primaurelia
Lineage: Eukaryota; Ciliophora; Oligohymenophorea; Peniculida; Parameciidae
Source: the annotation of a GenBank genome assembly